CACGCAUACUGUGGCAAAUGUAUCACAUUUUUCAAAAUUUUGGAAUGCAUUUAAAUCGUAGAACAAUUUUAACUUUUGAUUUUAAUACAGAUUUUAAUUCUCUACAAGUAUUCUCUCAUUACUUUUGACGUAGAAUAAUUAGGGAAGCAGGAAUUCAACAAUUCAGAAUUUUACAUUGAGUUUCCUAUGGCCGUUUUUACGAUUCACCACCCGGUAUAAGAUAAAAUGUGUACUAUGCAUGGACGUAUAAACACAGGUCCAUGGUACUAUGUGUCUUAUUAUUUCAUAAUAACACAAAUAAUACACAUAUAUACACAAUAACACACAUUCAAUGAUCGAAAAUAAUUUAAAAAUAUGGGAAUGUAAACUGUUGUGACGUAAAGUCAAAAAUAUAAGUCUCCCCACCACCGUCGGACAAGACAACCGUAAUUAAAUUAAUCAAGUCUAAUCUUCUAAUAACCGUGGACCAUUAGACACAGCGAAAAAUAACAUGUGUUUUUUUUACGUUUUUACUUAAAAUAACAGGAACAAGCAACACUGCGAGCCAUUAUUAUUGUUGUUGUUUUUGUUUGUUCUUGUUUCUUGUUCAGUUUUGAGUUUGAGUUUCAGUCAUAAAAGGGGGUUUCAGUUUGUUUGUUGUAGUAAAAGUAAAACAUAAACAUACUUCCAAGCCUUAAGUAUAUCAAUUGUAAUAAAAUGGAAGUAAAACAAGAAAUUACAGAGGAAACGUGCAAAAUAGAAAUAGAGUAUAAUGACUUGGAUGAUGCCCUUUUGGAUAGCUUUAAAUGUGAAGUUCAGGAUGAAUGCAACAACCAGGACACAUGUGAUUCUGUAGACUUGAAUAAAUGUCCCAUAAAAACUGAAAUUGAAGAACAUGGAAAUAAAUUCGAUCCAUUUGAAGAAGACCAAAAAACUGAAGAAGGUUAUCCCCAAGAUGAAAACAAAACGGAAAUUACGGAAAAACUCCUUGAAGAUUCAUCUUACAAAGGAAAUGGCAUGAAUCGACACACUGAAGGAAAAAUAUCGAAUAGAAAUAUGAAAGUUGCUACUGAAAAAAGAUCUUAUAAAUGUGAAAUUUGUUCUAAGCAGUUUUCUCACAAAUGGUUUUUGAAGAGACAUAUGAGAGUACAUACUGGGGUAAAAUCAUACAAGUGUGAAAUUUGUUUUAAGGAAUUUAGUGAAGCAGGUACUUUGAAAGUACAUUUGAGAGUGCACACUGAUGAAAAAUCAUACAAGUGUGAAAUUUGUUUUAAGCAGUUUAACCAUGCAUCUAGCUUAAAAACACAUUUGAGAGUUCACACUGGAGAGGAACCAUACAAAUGUGAAAAUUGUUUUAAGCAAUUUAGUGAAGCAGGUACCUUGAACAAUCAUAUGAGAGUUCACACGGGAGAAAAACCAUACAAGUGUGAAAUUUGUUUUAAGCAAUUUAGUGAAGCAGGUACCUUGAAAAAUCAUAUGAGAGUUCACACGGGAGAAAAACCAUACGAGUGUGAAAUUUGUUUUAAGCAAUUUAGUGAAGCACAGAAUUUGAAAACACAUUUGAGAGUUCACACUGGAGAGAAACCAUACAAAUGUGAAAUUUGUUUUAAGCAAUUUAGUGAAGCAGGUACAUUGAAAAAUCAUAUGAGAGUUCACACGGGAGAGAAACCAUACAAGUGUGAAAUUUGUUUUAAGCAAUUUAGUCAAUCAGGUCAUUUGAAAAAUCAUAUGAGAGUUCACACGGGAGAAAAACCAUACAAGUGUGAAAUUUGCUUUAAGCAAUUUAGUCAAGCAGGUAAUUUGAAAGUACAUUUGAGAGUGCACACUGGUGAAAAAUCAUACAAGUGUGACAUUUGUUUUAAGCAGUUUAACCAUGCAUUUAGCUUAAAAACACAUUUGAGAGUUCACACUGAAGAGAAACCAUACAAAUGUGAAAUUUGUUUUAAGCAAUUUAGUGAAGCAGGUACCUUGAAAAAUCAUAUGAGAGUUCACACGGGAGAAAAACCAUACAAGUGUGAAAUUUGCUUUAAGCAAUUUAGUCAAGCAGGUCAUUUGAAAACACAUUUGAGAGUGCACACUGGAGAAAAACCAUACAAGUGUGAAAUUUGUUUUAAGCAGUUUAACCAUGCAUUUAGCUUAAAAACACAUUUGAGAGUUCACACUGAAGAGAAACCAUACAAAUGUGAAAUUUGUUUUAAGCAAUUUAGUGAAGCAGGUACCUUGAAAAAUCAUAUGAGAGUUCACACGGGAGAAAAACCAUACAAGUGUGAAAUUUGCUUUAAGCAAUUUAGUCAAGCAGGUCAUUUGAAAACACAUUUGAGAGUGCACACUGGAGAAAAACCAUACAAGUGUGAAAUUUGUUUUAAGCAGUUUUCUCAUAAAAUUAGCAUCACAUUUGAAAUUGCACACAUGAAACCAUUUCUUUUAAAUAAUUUGGUAUAAUAUAUGAUUUGAAACAACAUACUUCUUCUUAAGGUGCCUUCUACAUUACUGAACGUUGGCUAUAACUACAGCAAAGCUCUCUAUAUUGAGCUGUUUUUAGUAUCGAAUGUGAGUACAUGCCUGUCCAGUCUCUUACAUUCUUCAGCCAGAAGCAUUUUCUUCUUCCUGGACCUCUUCUUCCUUCCAUUAUGAGUCGUAAAAAGUUGUAUCUUUCUCCUCUGUAAGUAGGUAUGUCCUAGGUAACUCGUUUUUCUGUUUUUUACAAUAUUUAGGAGUUCUCUCUCAGUCCCCAUUCAUCUUAUCACCUCGUUGUUGGUCACGUGACACGUGACACCUCGAUUGCUUAAAAUUAGCCUUUUUAUCCAAUUCCAGACUUAUUUUGAAUGUAUAUUUUUCACCCUCGAGACCCCCAAUUUUUGUAAAAUGGAGGGGAUGUAGAAUUGUAAACUUUUUCUUAUAUAAUAAUAGACAAUUUCAACUACCUAUUUCCAAAUUUUCAUCCUUCCUUUAUUUUUUUUGAGGUUUUCGUAAAGUUUUGUAUUCUUUCAUCAGGCUAAUAGUGUGGGUUUUAAAUUUUGUUUAGAAAUGAGAUUAUAUUGUAUAUUCCAAUAUACUUGUAGAAGUGUAAGUAAGUAAGUGUAAGUCCAAAAUGGUAAUAAUAAUACAAUAAUACAAUAAAAUAAAAUAUAUAGAUAUCACAAACUUAAUUACGUAAUUCAGAUUUACAUUUCACAAUAAUGACUAUUGCACAUGACUAUAUCUAUUCCACAACCACUCAAAUAAACAUACACCUGAGGCCCGAAAUGAAUUCAGCUUUCGGUGUAAAAAUGUCAAUGGAUGAACGGAUGAGUUGUAUAUCUAAAUAAACUAUAUCAUAAAAAAUAUUUACAAUUGGAUUCAGUGGUUUUCCCAAAAAUAAAUUAUCCCAACAGAACUGUGACAAAAAAUCAGUUAUUUUCACAUAGUCAGCUGACUUGAAGUCCCUAUAGAAUCCGUCACUAACCAAACCACUAUCAUUGGGUCGCUUUUGGUUAUCUUUACCUCAAAUUCCAGGGGUUUGUGAAGCAUACCCUCCCUCAAAAGAGCUUCAUCUGCUCUAGUCACAGUAACAUCAGCAUCAUCAACCAGCACCAAGUCCAGAAUAUUAUCAGUUGUAUUCACAAUGGUGUUGGACUGAAGCAAAUUGUGGUGUGCGUACAUACCAGACACAACCUGCAGGGCUUCAACUUCAGAACUUGGUAGAGGAAUUGUUGUAGAGCACAUAUCAUUUGAAAACCAUUCACAAUUUGGUAAAUUGAAGUCAGCAGGAUAAUAGUGUGCAGAUGGAUAAACAAUAUUCAGCUAUUUGUUCCAAGCCUUCACAAAAUAUGGAAUAUUUGUUAAAUGUAGACUUUGGUGGAAAAUAUGAUGUUCCUAUAUAAUAAACUGAUUUGCAUCUUCAGUCACCAAGACAGAAAGUUGUUUGAUUGUCUGGUUAACUGUUACGGUUAACCUCGUCUCGAACUUAAGUGUGGACGGCACCAUGCAACAACGUACCGAACCUCGUCGCGAUCAGUGUGCAAUAUCGAAGAGCUCCACUAGUUGUCGGUAAAUCCGUCCUCAUCAAAGGAAAUGGUCAUCGAAAGGUUCAGGACGAGGGUCGCUGUGAAUUCACAUCUGGAGUGGUUUGCGAACUUUUCGGCGUUCCUGUCAUUGUUAUUUUGAAAUUGGAUUGAAUGGACGUAAUAAAAUUGUUUACUAACAAUAGAAAAUUAUUCGAAAAAACGAAAUGUGGGACCCACUAAGGUGAUCAAAAAUGCGAAGUCAGAAGGCUACAAUAUUGUGAAGUUUUUACAGUGUGUUCAUAAAGUGUGGAAAUGCUCUAUUAUCUCAUGACUUAAUUAUUUUCAGAGCUAAAGCUCUAACAGGUCGAUUUUUAUUUUUGUAUUAUGAUUUUUCGACGUAUAUCCCAUAAUAGUGACGUCAUCGAUUUUUGCGUGAUGACGUCAUCGAUGAUUUUUUUAAAUGGCAAUAGGGGUCGUGUGAUAGCUCAUUUGAAAUGUUAUUCAAUUCUCUAUUCAGUAAUAUAAACAUUAACAUCAUUAUUUUUACAGGGUGGUCAAAAAUAAUUUUUGAAUUAAAUUAAUAUACGAAGAGAAGAUAAGAUAAGAUAAUUGACGCAAAAAGAAGAAUGUACGUAAUUUAUUUAACUCAAAAUACCCUUGUUUACCGAAAAAAAUGUUUAUUUCAUAAAUAAACAUUGCUUUUCGCUUAAAUUAAAUGUCAAACAGCCGCCCACCUGCCUCUUGGCAGUUUUAAUAUUUAAUUUAAGCGAAAAGCAAUGUUUAUUUGUCAAAUAAAUAUUUUUUUCUCUUUUCUGACAGCAGUAAAAUGUAUUUUGAGUUAAAUAUUUACAAAUGCUUGGUUUUAUAAAAAGAUGCACUAGAUAGAGACUUUCAGAAUAUUGAAGCAAUUAAACUGCUAUAUUGUUCUCUAGUUAGACCUCAUCUAGAGUAUUGUUCUUGUGUAUGGUCCCCAUCUUAUAAUAUUUACAUAUCAAAAAUCAAAUCAAAAUAUCAAGUAAAUUAUCAAAUUGAAACCCAACUUGGUAUUCUCUCAUUGCAUAACCGACAAAUAAUUAAAGAUGCAAGGAUGCUUUAUGACAUAGUUAAUUCAACAGUUUUGUGUCCUCAGCUACUUGAGCAGGUUGGUCUCCAUGUACCUCUCCGUAGAACACGAAUAAACCAAACUUUCUAUGUUCCUAUUCACAGAACCAACUAUGAUUAUAACAACUUUUUAUCUCGAGCACUAAGAUGGGCAAAUGUUCACCCUGAUCUAGAUUUUUUUGCACCGAAGGCUGAAUGGACCGUGAUAGUGUGACGUCAAAACGUCAAAAAAGUUUCCAAAUAAAGCAAACGUUUGACGUCUGUCAAUUGAUUAUACACGUGAUUUGUGUAAUCAUUUUUAAUUUUAUUUUGUUUUAACAAUAAAUUAUCUGCUCAUUUUUUCUAAAGACACAAUCUUUGUUAGUCAUAUCAAUCAUAUUGCUUUUAAUUUUAUAAAUGUCCCUGCUAGGUCUGGAUCCCGCGUAUGAAAAAAAAAGUUGAUUAAUAGCAAGCUGAAAAUUUGUUAAUAGCUUAAGGGUGUCUAGUCGGAUAAACUUUAAUAUAUGGGAACACUGGAACAGGGGCAGUUUUAAUUGUGGAACAGGUUAAAAAUUUGGAACGGUCAGACCACGAAAACGGCACAUUUAUUUUGUCCGACAGAACAGACUUAAACUCUCCGAACAGAGAUUAAACUCUCAUGCAAAAAUCAGACUGCUAUUUAUCACCUGUCAUAAUUCCUGUCAAUUGACAUAUUCUACAUGUUCGACUCAUUAAAACGCCCAUUUGGUGAUAAAUAGCAGUCUGAUUUUUGCAUGAGAUUUUAAUCUCUGUUCGGAGAGUUUAAGUCUGUUCUGUCGGACAAAAUACAUAUGUGCCGUUUUCGUGUUCUGACCGUUCCAAAUUUUUAACCUUUUCCACAAUUAAAACUUCCCCUGUUCCAGUGUUUCCAUAUAUCAAAGUUUGUCGGACUAGACACCCUUAGAAUAGAAUAGAAUAGAAAUAUGCUUUAUUGUCAUGAAAAAUUUAACAAUUUUAUAGACAAAGCUUACAAGAAUCAUAAAUAAGAACAAUAACAAAUACAAUUUACUAAAAUGAUAUAAAUCGUCUAUAUAAAUAAAAAUAAUGAAGAGAAACAAAAAAAACAGUAACAAUCUAUUGCAAAAUUUAAAAAAAAAUUUGCAAAUUGCAUAUUUUACCUUAAGAAAUUUAAUAAGUUAAGUUAAGCUGCUGCAUAUGACACUCAAAUAUAGAUUAAGAUUAUACUUAUAAAUAAGAAUACUGUACUUUCUUAGUUAUUGGUUAAGAAACUCUGCUGUUGAAUAAUAUGGUCUUUCAGAUAAAUAGGCUUUAGUCAUUUUACGGAACUUGGGGAAAGAUGUUGCAGAUUUAAGUUGUAGAGGGAGAUGGUUGUAAAGUUUUUUUGCAGAAUAUAAUAUAGAUUUCUUUACUAACUCACUGGACGGGAUCGGUAAAUAGAUGUCAAAGGUAGAAUUUCUGGUGGAAUAGUCAUGUCUAGGUCUUGCUGGAAAGACAUGUAGAUGUUUACGAAUUAAGCAAACAGUUUCUAAAAUAUAUAAAGAAGGCAGUGUUAGAAUCCUGUGAUCUUUGAAGUAGCUUCUGCAAUGUGUUGUUCUUCUGAGGCCAAACAGACAUCUUAUUGCUCUUUUUUGUAAUUUAAAAAUAACAUCAGAUUGGGCAGCCGUACCAGAACCCCAAAAAGGGAGACCAUAUCGAAGAUGUGACUCGAACAAAGGAAAAAUAUGUUAUUUUGGAAGAGGCUAAAUUCAUUUCCUUCGAAACAGAUCUUAUUGCAAAGCAAGCUGAGGAUAGUUUCUUGCUUAACACAUCAAUAUGAAGGGACCAUUUCAGAUUGCUAUCUAAAAAAAUACCAAGAAACUUUACAGAAUCAACGAUACUGAUCUGGCUGUUAUGAAGAGGUAAGGGUUGAAGAGCUCCUUUAUAGGACAAUGCUACUGUUUUAUCUACGUUAAAAGAGAGUAAAUUUGCUAUUAACAAAUUUUCAGCUUGUUAUUAAUCAACUUUUUUUUCAUACGCGGGAUCCAGACCUAUACACAAAAUCAAGGAUUUACACACUACAAUCACUACAUGGUACUUACUGCGUUUCUUUAGGUUCUUAACUUGUCCUAUUUGGAAAUAUGGUGGGAAAUAUACUAUGAGCAUUGAUUACAAUCGCGGGUACACAACACAUCACCAUUUUGUAAAAAUUAAACAUCCUACAAGCAAUAUACAUUCUUCUUCUUGUAGUUCCUUCUCCUAUCGGAGGUUGGCUAUCAUCACAGCUAUCCGUACCUUAUUGGCGGCUGCUCUGAAAAGAUCAACUGAGCUGCAACUAUACCACUCUCUUAAGUUUCUCAGCCAGGAAAUUCUUCUUCUGUCUAUGGAUCUUUUACCCUUUAUUUUACCUUGCAUUAUGAGCCUUAAUAUCUCAUAUUUCGCACCUCUGGUAAUGUGGCCUAAAUAUUCCAGCUUCCUUGUUUUGAUGUUCUUUAUCACCUCGCAAUCCUUUUGCAGCCUUCUUAACACUUCUGCAUUUGUAACUCGUUGGAUCCAUGGUAUUUUCAAAAUCCUUCUAUAGCACCACAUCUCAAAGGCUUCCAACUUCUUUAUAUUUUCUACUUUUAGUGUCCAGCUUUCCAUUCCAUACAACAAAGUCGAGAACACGUAGCAUCUUAAGGCUCUUAUCCUCAGCUCCAGAGGAAGGUCUCGAUUAAGAAACGUCUUUUUCAUUUUUAUAAAUGCUUGUCUUGCAAUUUCAAUGCGUGUCCUGAUUUCUCUACCCUGGUCAUUGUUUUCAUUUACCCAGGUUCCCAGAUAUUUGUGUUUUCCCUCGAUAUCCAACCUUCCUCCUGUAUGUUGCUUAGAAAUAAUCAUGAACUUGGUUUUCUUAACGUUCAUUUGUAGUCCAUAGUCCAUACUGACUUGAUGUAAUCUAUUUACUAAUAGUUGCAGUGCAUCUAGACUGUCUGUAAAAAUAGCGGUGUCGUCUGCGAAUCUUAUGUUGUUCAAGAUUUUUCCGUUUAUUGAUAUACCCUGUUCUUCCUCUGAUAUUGCUUCCUUAAAAAUAGCUUCGCUGUACAGAUUGAAUAACAAUGGAGACAACACGCAACCCUGUCUAACACCUCUCUUGAUCUCUAUGGCCUCUGUCUCGACAUUUUCGAUUUUAACCGUUGCUUUUUGAUUCCAGUACAGAUUGACAAUAACCCGUAUAUCUCGACUGUCCACAUUCUUCUCUUUUAAAAGUUUUAUGAGUUUCUGAUGUCGUACUCUAUCAAAAGCCUUUUGAGAAUCUAUAAAGCAGACAUAGAGAUCUUGGUUCAUAUCUAGUCGUCUUUGCGCGAGAACGUUAAAAGCGAACAGAGCCUCUCUCGUUCCUAGUCCUCCUCUGAAACCAAACUGGGUGUCAUCUAUAUCUUCUUCUAUUUUUUUGUAUAGUCUUCCAUGUAUUAUUUUGAGGAAUAUCUUAAGUGUGUGGCUUAUUAAAGAAAUUGUUCUGUACUGGGAGCAUUCUGUCGCAUGUAUUGACUUUGGUAGUGUUACAAAUGUGGACAGCAACCAAUCCUGGGGUAUUACUCCUGUUGUAUAUACCUUGUUGAACAGAUCUAUAAAAGUAUAUGCAGUGUUUCUUCGUCAAUGCAUUUAAUUAGCUCAGUGGGUAUCUGAUCUGGGCCUACUGCUUUUGCGGUCUUUGCAUUUCUAAUUGCCUGUUCUAAUUCGCACAUUAUUAUUUUCGGUCCUGUUUGUUCCUGUGGUUCUUCUUGUAUCAUUCUAUCAUCGUCGAAUAGUUUCAUUAUGUAUUCCUGCCAAAACCUUAAUUUAUCUUUGAUGUCUGCGAUGAGUUUACCGUUAUCAUCUUUAAGUAUCCCAUAGUGUGCUCGCUUUUUGGUGCUUGUUAGCUCUUUUAUUUUUUUUAUGCAUAUUAAAGCUGUCGUAUUUUCUGUCAUACUCUUCUAUUUCUUUGCAUUGUUCUGUUAACCACUUUUCCUUGGCCUUUUUUAUCUCUACUUUAAUUUUAUUCUGUAGUUCUUUGUAUUUUGGCUCAUUUCUCCCUUUGGCUUUUCUCUUCUUUUCCAUUAAUGCUAGAAUUUCCGAAGUCAUCCACUUCUGCUUUUUAUUUGUCUGUGCAGGCUUUAAAUUUUCUUCCCCAGCCUUUAGCAAUGCCUUCUGUAUUUUAUUCCAUUUUUCAUUGACAUCUUCUGAUGUUAAAAUUUCUUCUUCUACUUGUGUUAGAUUUGAGUUGACUUGUUGGAUCAUUUUUUUAUGUAUUUCUGUUUUUCUUAAUUUCGUAUAAUCAAGUGAUGGUUUAUUUUUAUGGUAGGGGAGCAAAGUAUGCUAAAUGUGCAGUCACUCGAGCGCUUUGGAGACCUAUUGGGUUGUGAAGAGUAGGUCCUAAAACAAAAAAAAGUUAAGUAACAUUUUCCAUUUUAGUGGGCGCUUGCCAUUUUUUAAUUUAAUUUUCCAUCUCCAACAAUCGUUUUUUCCGAUUAUAACGCCAUCUAUGCAUAAUUCGAAAAAAUGUGUCGAAUAAAAGUUACUUAUUUUUUCGUAAGGAAUUUAAAUCUGCAAUAAAAAAUGGGGGAUCCUAUUUAAGAUUUUAAAGUAACCCCCCACCCCACCUCCGUGGGGGGUCGUGUUUUGUGCCAUUCGAUAGAUUGUUUAAACAUAUUAAAUAAGUGUAUUUUACAGUUUUUCGAUCUGAUGUUCAUUUCGCGAAAUAUCGCGGGAUUCGUAUUUAAAAUACUAAAUUUACCCCCCACCCCUCUCCGUGGGAAGUCGUGUUUGGUAUCAUUCGAUAGAUUUUUAAAAAAUAUUGAGCACAUAUUUUUUAGUUUUUCGAUCUGUCAUUCAUUUCGCGAAAUAUUCGCUUUUUUCUUGUGAAAUUUUGGGACUCACCCAUUUCCUUACGGCCGGCUCAAAUCGUCAGAUUUUUGAAAUAUACACUCUUUUGCAUGUACUCAACUUACCUUAUCUUAAUCUGACAAUUUCGACUUUUUUUAAGGAUAGAUUUUUUUUUCGGGCCCCCCUUAACGAACUCCCCUGUGUUAAGAGCCAAUAUAUGGUAGAGGUACAUAUGCAGGGUACCAGGUUUCUCCCCAUAUGAUAAUCUGACGCGCUCGAGUAACUGCAAAAAUCCCCGCUUGGGCUCCCCUACCAUUAUGUCUUACUAUCUUUUUGAGUUUCAAGUGCGUUACUGCUAUCAGCGGGUUAUGAUCUAAGUUGACAUCUGCUCUGGGGUACGCCUUUACUGCUUUUAUGGAAUUUUUGUAUCUAUUUUUGACCAGUAUAUAGUCUAUUUGGUUUCUGACGAUGCGGUCUUUGUUGUCUGUAAGAGAUCUCCAAGUGUACAAUCUUCUGUCGGGUAGCUGGAACAUUGUGUUCAUUACUGGAAAAUGUUCAUUUUGACAAAAAUCCACGAGUCUAUCCCCUCUUUUGUUUCUGACACCUAGUCCAAAUUCCCCAACAUAUUCGUCAACUUUUCCUCUCCCCCUUUCCCCGUCACUUUUAUCAAUAAAGCCCCUCAUUACUAUCGUAAUAUCGUCUUUUCUAAUAGAUCUUAAAAUUGUGUCUAACUCCAUGUAAAAAUAUUCUUUGCAAUAUACAUAUUCCAAUUAUAAAAACGAAAAUAAACACCACGUGUGAAUUUUUGACACAUUUUUGUUUUGUUUGGAAAUUAUUCCAGAGUAGGCAACAUUGAUUUGACGUCACGAUUAUCACGGUCCAUUUAUUUGUUGUGAUAUGUAAAUCUGAAUUACGUGAUUAAGAUUGUGAUAUUUAUAUUUUAUUUUAUUUUAAUUAUUGAUACACAUAAGUACAUUAAAAUAUAUUAUCAACUUGUAAUCCUAUUGGGCAGCAGCCCGUUGAAAAUAAAUAAAUAAAUAAAAAUAAAUUACA
Messenger RNA from Diabrotica virgifera virgifera (western corn rootworm), 10916 nucleotides. RefSeq names its product zinc finger protein 271-like. Gene Ontology annotation, biological process: regulation of cytokine production; negative regulation of transcription by RNA polymerase II; regulation of immune system process. Gene Ontology annotation, cellular component: PcG protein complex; transcription regulator complex. The transcript has 3 exons. Lineage: Eukaryota; Metazoa; Arthropoda; Insecta; Coleoptera; Chrysomelidae. The record is from RefSeq and is a predicted model, not a curated record. Gene Ontology annotation, molecular function: DNA-binding transcription factor activity, RNA polymerase II-specific; RNA polymerase II cis-regulatory region sequence-specific DNA binding; protein binding. The coding region runs from base 697 to 2421 and encodes 574 amino acids.